AUGGCCGAGGAGGAAGUUGAAGUAUUGCGAAGCAUAUAUGGUGAUGAACUUCUAGUCGAGAGGAAUUUUGGAGAAAACACACCAACGAUAAUAUUAAGCAUGAAAAUAAGAUCAAUAACAUCGCAAUCACAGUAUGCAGCAGUUAUUUAUGCCGUUAUCGAGUUGCCAGAACAAUACCCGAAAGUAUCUCCGGAAGUUUGUUUGCGACAGCACCGAGGAAUUGACGAAAGGAAUGCAAAUAUUCUUCAGAAAACUAUCCAAGAGUAUAUUGAAGCCAAUGUUGACAUGCCUAUUCUUUAUGAUAUCUUUCAAAUGAUUCAAAAAUUUGUGGAAACUGGACAAGAUUUUCCGUGCACUGUUUGUCCAGUAUGCUUAGACGGGUUUAGCGCAGAAAAUAACGCCUUUUGUACAUUAAAGUGUGAUCAUCAUAUUCAUCAGAAUUGCUUUAUACGUUACGUGAACUACACAGAAGACGAAAUCAGGAAAGAACUUGGUGAAUGGCCAGAAGAUAUGAAAUCGAAAGUGGAUCAAGUUCUAAAAUGUCCAAUAUGUCGAGCGCCAUUGAAUGAGCAGGAUUUGUCAACAGUUGGUCGGAAAUCGAUCAUUUUGGAUGAAGGAACUGUAGAUAAAGAGAAUUUUGAAUUUAACUGGGAAGAGUGGCGAGCAAAGCUAGAAGAAUUACAGCCAAUUUUUGAACGACAAAAGGCUAAAGGUGGUUUAAUCGAUCCGGAAGAGGAACGAAAGCGUUAUCUAAUCUCUGAUGAUAUUGUAUUUGAAAGACGGCUCGUUGUUGAGUCAUCCCAGCAGAAAGAUCUUGAAGCCAUUAAAUAUGUCAAAAAUUUACCAUCGCAUUCCUCCUAUCAGUUCUUGGAUCGUCAAAAAUGCAAAUCAAAACGUCCAUAUUCGCUAUUUCGACGUCCGAAUUGGAAUGUGGGACUCAAAGGUGGCCCUUCUAAAGAGAGAUUUAAGAAGAAUCGAGAUGAAGAUGAUUACAUUCCCAUAUCAGUAGUUACUUCCGGAGGUAAUCAUCCGGAAGUGUUCGAUGAGUGA
Messenger RNA from Brugia malayi, 1050 nucleotides. RefSeq lists its product as uncharacterized. Gene Ontology annotation, cellular component: nucleus. The record is from RefSeq and is a predicted model, not a curated record. Gene Ontology annotation, biological process: protein ubiquitination. Gene Ontology annotation, molecular function: protein binding; ubiquitin protein ligase activity. Bases 1 to 1050 code for a protein of 349 amino acids. The transcript is spliced from 6 exons. NCBI's taxonomy places the organism in Eukaryota, Metazoa, Nematoda, Chromadorea, Rhabditida, Onchocercidae.